AUGGAGUCGAGAGCCUUCUGUCUGCUGGUGCUCUGCUGCUGUAUCAGUAUUUGCAAUCUUCAACCACUCAUUCGUCCCAGUAAUGGACUUAAUUUGUGUCGCAUAAACUCAAGUUUAACAGCGCUGGAGGUUCUACCAGGAGGAGGCUGGGAUAACCUGCGCAACAUAGACAUGGGCCGGGUGAUGAAUCUGAGCUAUUCCCAGUGUCAGACCACAGAAGAUGGUGUCUAUCUCAUUCCAGAUGAAGUCUUCGUCAUUCCACAGAAAGUAAGCGCAGUAGAAACAAACUCUGAGAUCAUCAUGUCAUGGCUGGAACAGACAAGCUCCACUUCAAGCUCCAUCAAUGUGGAGGCUUCUUAUUUGAAGAUGCUUAAUGGAAAAUUCUCUAAAGAAAAUCAACGUAUAAAGACCCACCAAGUGAGAGACAAAUCUGCAACAGCACGAGUUCAAGUCCGUAACUAUCUGUACACAGUAAAGGCAUAUCCUGACUUCAUUCUGGACGUCCGCUUUGCUCAACAGGCCGAGGAAAUCGCAGCAGCUAUUGAAAACAAUCAAAUACGUCUAGCAAAUUACUUGUCAGAGAAACUCAUUCUUGAUUAUGGCACCCAUGUAAUCACAAGUAUGGAUGCGGGUGCCACUUUGGUGCAAGAGGACUAUUUAAAAAUGUCUUAUGUAUCUAACAGUCAGUCAGACGUGUCUUCUGUUACUGCGUCAGCAGGAUUUAACUUUUUUAAAAAAAUUAAAUUUGAAAUUGGUGCCAGUGUAUCCCAAAAAAACAAUGAAACCAGCGGUUAUGAAGGUAACAUCACAUAUUCUGUAACUGAGAGCCAUGGAGGAGCUUUAUUCUACCCAGGCAUCACUCUGCAGAAGUGGCAAGAGAGUACGCUCAAUAAUCUGGUGGCUAUUGACCGCUCCGGGCUGCCAAUUCACUAUUUUCUUAAUCCAGCGACAUUACCAGACCUCCCAGUUCCAACAGUAAAUAAAAUAGCUUUGUUCGUUUCUCAGGCUGCAGAGCAAUACUAUAAAGUAAAUACCAUUCCAGGGUGUAUCAGUCCAGAUUCCCCAAAUUUCAACUUUCAGGCAAAUGUAGAUGAUGCAUCUUGUGAUGGUUCAGUCACUAAUUUUAACUUUGGUGGCGUUUACCAACGAUGCACUCCACUGACAUCAGAUGGAAAUGUUAUCUGUAAUGAACAGGCACAGAAAAACCCAGCUACUGGUGAUUAUUCUUGCCCUCAGCAGUACAAUACCACCCUGUUACGCUCUGAGUCAGUAGAUAGUGGCUAUAAAAAUUAUGAAUGCCAAAAAACCUGUCGUUCAUGUGGUUUCUUAGGGUUACGUAAAUGUUGUGAUGAUACGUGUGCUGAUGUUUAUCGUGUCCGUCGUGCAAGGGUGGACAUCUACUGGUGUUCCACAACUCAGAAAAGCCCUUCGACCUCUGGAUCCCUCUUUGGAGGGCUAUAUGGUCCAUCUUUGCAGAAUCCAUUGACCAAAUCUUACAGCUGUCCUCCAAAUUUCUCUGUUCAAAAAUUUUUGUCUAAUGGAAUCAAGGUUUGUUUGAGCAAUGAUUAUGUAACAGCAAAAAAAUCCUCUGUGCCAUUUGGUGGUUUCUUCAGCUGCCAAUCUGGCAACCCUCUCUCAAAUGGUCAAAAUCGCUGUCCACCUCAGUUCAGCCAACAUCUUGCUGCCAUUAGUGAUGGCUGUCAGAUAUUGUACUGUGUCCAGUCUGAUGCAUUCAGUGGUGGUCAGUUAAAACCGGUCCGUCUCCCACCAUUCACAAGCCCACCGCUGGUUGGCAUGAUUGAGAAAAGCUCUAUAGCUGUAAUGACAGAAGGCAAUGUUUCCUGGGUGAGAGUGGGAAACACAGAUUCUUGGCAAAUGGCAAAUUCUGAAGAAAUUAGUGAAAUGACCAGAACUUUUGUGAGGUCUGGAGGAGAAAAGGCUGGUGUAACCUACUGUCUGCUAGCUUUGAUUGCUCUUAUGGUGUCAGGAACAAUUUUUUAA
Molecule: messenger RNA, 2001 nt
Organism: Sinocyclocheilus grahami
Lineage: Eukaryota; Metazoa; Chordata; Actinopteri; Cypriniformes; Cyprinidae
Product: macrophage-expressed gene 1 protein-like
Exons: 2
Coding region: 1-2001 (666 amino acids)
Source: RefSeq, a predicted model, not a curated record